This is a messenger RNA of Misgurnus anguillicaudatus (oriental weatherfish), 2571 nucleotides long. Lineage: Eukaryota; Metazoa; Chordata; Actinopteri; Cypriniformes; Cobitidae. The record is from RefSeq and is a predicted model, not a curated record.
CCUAUGCGUAUUCUAAUUUCAUUUAAUUUUACCAUAACAUGAUUUCCGAGAUUCUCGAUAGGCUAUAUGUACGUAAACCUGGUUAAAAAUGAAAAUGUUAUUGAAUGCAUUUAAACAAAAAAGUGAUUAAACGUAAUUUAUAAAUGCAACUGCAGAUGCAUUACCACGUCUGGAAGAGAUAAUCAACUAAGGAAGAAUCUUCGGAUUAGCCUACCAACCGACAUGAGUCGAUUUCAUGACAAGUGGGUUAACUUCCUUAAAACAUAAGUUACGCAAAUAGUUGUUGAAGUUACUUGUAUAAUCAGUUUAGCCUAGUUAAAAAUAUAUAAUGUCUUUAAUUUUAAUUUUUAAAUUUAAUAAGUAAUUUCAACUACUAUUUGCGUAACUUAUGAGUAAUGUAAAAACAUAUUGUUAAUACUUACUGAUCACAUAUUUGUAUCGUGUGUGUGUGCGUGCGUGUGUGUGUGCUGCCUAUUUUGAUGUGGUUAUUCGAAUACCUGAAUUACCUUGUUCCUCACGAGAUUGUCAGUAUGAAACCUCUAUUAUAUAUAAUCCUCGAAAUUACAUUUGAGAUUGGCUUGUAUGAGAUAAAGGAAAAUGUCAAGUAAAUGUAUGACGAAUUAAAAUAACUUUAUAUCUACAUGUCCACGUUAAGUUGUUCUCACGAGACACGGCUGUUAACCUGUUUAUUCAGGAAUGAAGUUCAAUAUUAUGGCCUGAAAAAUCAAGGUGCCACCUGUUACUUGAAUGCAGUAUUGCAAUGUCUAUUUAUGACAAAAGACUUCAGGGAUGCAGUGGAGAGUUAUGAAAAAGCCCUUGGAGGUUGUGGAGAAGAAAAUCUGUUGUUACAACUUCAAAAGCUAUUUAAACAACUUUCCGAAAAUGUAGCAACUACUGAAGGAGUAAUCACCAGUCUUGGCAUACAAAACGUUUUUGAGCAACAAGAUGCCGUGGAGUAUUAUCGGAAAAUUUUAAAAGCAGCUGGUACACGUGUCUCUAAGGUCUUUGAGGGUAAAAUAAACAACAUAACAAAGUGCAUAGUGUGUGACCAAAUCAACAAGAAAACCAACUCCUUCAUCUCAAUACUUCUGCCCAUAGAGAUUGAAAAUAAUGAGCAACAUACAGUGGAAAAAUGUCUAGAGACCUUCUUUAAACAUUCGAGCUUAGACCAGGAAGACUGGAUGUAUUGUGACACGUGUGACCAAAAAACAGAAACGGAGACUUGGAGCGAAAUAGAAGAGUACCCCACUGUUCUCACUCUUCAAGUGAAGAGGUUUGACUUUGAUUACAUGCAGAUGAGAUAUGUGAAGAACACAUGUGCACUUGAUGUACCUUUAAGCCUGGACAUUGGGGAUCAAAAAUAUGAUCUUUACGCUAUUGUCAACCAUAAAGGCGUAUACAGUGGGGGACACUAUGAGGCUCUCAUCAAAUCUUAUGAAAAUCAAAAAUGGUACAGUUUUGAUGACCACACUGUUUGGGAGUCAGAAGCUUCACUGCAUGGCUCAAGGCUAUCAUACAUGUUUAUGUUCAGAAAAGUUGAUACAUCCAAAAAUAAGAUCACUGCCGCUUUGAGUCCGAUUGGCAGACCUACAGCAUCACAUCUGAGGAUCCUUCUGCUAGGGCCACCCGGCUCUGGGAAAAGUUCAGUAGGUAACCUCAUCCUCGGUGGGAAUUACUUCCCGUUAUUUCCCAAAUAUGGAUCGAACACGGUCAUCAUGAAAGAGACAAUUAAUAAUAUCACUGUUGUGGACACUCCGAAUCUCUUUCGCCUAACCCCAGUGAGCUGGGCAAAUGCACUUAAGAGAUGUGUGAAGUUAUGUCACCCUGGCCCUAAUGUGAUUCUUUGGGUAGCACCAAUAUCCCAAUUCAGCGAGCACCAGCAAGGCUUUUUUCAUAACAUUAAAAAACGACUCGGUCCUGGGAUUGUUAAACACAUGAUGAUUAUCUUCACAACUGGCAGAGAAUUCAAAGAUGUUGACAAAUUGAUCUCCAAACACAAAGUCAAAAAAGUGGUAUGUGCUUGUAAAAAUAGGUACCAUGUCAUUGACAUUAAUGGUCACAAUCCGGUCCCAGAACUGGUUGAGCAACUCAUGAAGAUGGUGAAAGAUAACAAAGAUAGCUACUGCACUUUUAAAAAGGCAAUUAUGAAAGCAAAAAAGUCCCUAAGAGCACAACAUUAAAUCUAUUUUGCAUCAGGAUUGUAAGGCAAAGGGGUUUUAUGUCUUGUAGACAACAUACAAAGGAAGGCCUACUGAUUGUUUUAGGUGUAAAUUGAAGGUUCAUGACAAUACUAUUAAUCUUAUGUUUUCAAUUUGAUUUACUUUGUGUCAUAUAUUGCCACUGAACAAACUUGUCAAAUUUUCUUUAUUGUUUCUUUUUAAAUAUUGUGGGCCAUUUACAGGUUAUUUUGAUCUUGGCAAAUUCUUUUUGGGGAAAAUAACAAAAAAUGAAUGUAUUACAAUUAAUAAAUAUAUUGUUGUUAAGUUACCACCGAAAAUAAACAACAUAUCUUAACAUAUUUUAUAUCACAAAGCAUAUUGUGACAAUAAAUAAAAUAAAAUUUGAAUAGUU